Molecule: messenger RNA, 1063 nt
Organism: Chilo suppressalis (striped riceborer)
Lineage: Eukaryota; Metazoa; Arthropoda; Insecta; Lepidoptera; Crambidae
Source: the annotation of a GenBank genome assembly
AACUUGGUAGAGUAACAUAAGUUGUAGCAAUAAAGACCUGUGUUAUCCUCAUUCCAUCUGUGCUCAUUCCCAUUAAAAUAUUUGGUGUAAUUAGACGUACCUACUCCUUCUACUUCAACAACUUGAAUUCAAAAAUAAAGUAGGUAUUAUGUUUGAGAAUACUCCAAGGGUGCUCUCCAUCCAAAGCCAUGUUGUGCAUGGAUAUGUUGGCAAUAAAAGUGCCGUAUUUCCUUUACAGGUGCUCGGUUUUGAAGUUGAUUCUAUAAAUACAGUACAAUUCUCAACACACACAGCAUACAAACAUAUCAAGGGUAAUGUCCUGAAAAAUGAGGAACUAGAAGAACUGGUGCAGGGGUUAAUAUUGAAUGAGGUGGAUCAUUACACUCAUUUUCUAACAGGUUAUUCUAGAUCUCCUGACUCCCUAAAACAGAUAGCAGAAAUCAUUAAAAAGUUAAAGCAAAAGAAUCCAGCUCUUGUUUAUGUGUGUGAUCCAGUAAUGGGUGAUAAUGGAGAAAUGUAUGUCCCCAAAGAGAUACUACCAGUGUAUAGAGAUAUAGUAGUUCCAUUGGCAGACAUUUUGACACCUAAUCAAUUUGAAGCUGAACUUUUAACUGGAAUUAAUAUAACUGAUCUGACAGAAGCUAUGAAGGCGAUUGGUGCUCUACAUGAUAAAGGAGUGAAAACUGUGGUUUUGUCCAGCACAGACUUAGAUAAUGACGGGGAUAUAAUUGCAAUUGCGAGUACAAAAGGCGGUUCCUGCUACAAGAUAGACAUGAAGAAGCAAGAUGCCACAUUCACUGGCACAGGAGAUCUCUUUGCAGCUCUUUUCCUAGCAUGGUCAUAUAAGACAAACAAUGAUGUCAAACUAACACUUGAGAAAACCAUAUCAACUAUGCAAAGUAUAGUUUUAGACACAUAUAAGAAAGCUAGAGCAAUUCAACCAAGUGGUAAAAUACCACCAGCACUAAUUGAGCUCAGACUUAUUCAGAACAAGACAGUUAUAGAAAAUCCAGACAACAAGAUGAAUGCAGUAAAAGUGAAUGCAUAAGCUUCUUUCGUUAAC